Molecule: messenger RNA, 1179 nt
Organism: Suricata suricatta (meerkat)
Lineage: Eukaryota; Metazoa; Chordata; Mammalia; Carnivora; Herpestidae
Gene: RFPL4B
Product: ret finger protein like 4B
Exons: 1
Coding region: 24-836 (270 amino acids)
Molecular function (GO): protein binding
Source: RefSeq, a predicted model, not a curated record
CAAGGAGUGACCCUUCAGGGACCAUGGCCCUAAGUCUGCAAGAGGAGUUGACCUGUCCAGUUUGUCUGGAAAUUUCCCUCACCCCAGUUUCACUCUCCUGCACACACAUUUUCUGCUUUCCUUGCGUGCACAGAUGGAUGCUAGAAGACUGGGAGCUGAAGGUGACCUGCCCCGUGUGUCGAGAGGAAAGCGACAGCGCCCCCGCGGAGGACUUGAUAAUUGGAGGAAUAUCCUUGCUGUUCACACAGCACCGUGCCCUACUGAAGAAAAGCCUGCACGUAAGCAGUGAGUUGCUGAGGUUCUGCGAGGAUGUGACCCUGGAUCCCAGCACUGCCCACUCCUUCCUCGUCCUCUCUGAGGACCUCAGGAGUGUUCGGUGCGGGAAUGUCUGCCACAACCCCCUGGAAGAUCCCGAGAGGUUCGCCUACCUGGCCUGUGUCCUGGGCACCCCGUGCUUCUCCUCGGGCCGCCAUUACUGGGAGGUCGAAGUGGGAAAGGCGGAGGAGUGGACCCUUGGGAUCUGCAAGCAAUCAGUCGACCGAAAGAGAAAGGACGGUUUUACCUCUGAGAACGGCUUCUGGUUUAUCAGCAAGAAGGCAGAAACCAUCUAUACCGGCUCCAUCCCAGAAACCAGCCUUCCUGCAAUCCCUGAACUGAGGCACUUAGGAAUUUUCUUAGAUGUUGAGAUGGAAGAAGUCAAGUUUUUUGAUGUGCAAGGUAAUACCCUCAUCUAUACACACAGUCAUCUCUCAUGUGUGGAGCCUUUGCGUCCGUUCUUCUGUCCUGAGCUGCCUAGAGAAGGUGAUAGUGGAGCCUCCAUGAAAAUCUGCUCAUGAGAAACUCAGCACCUCCUGGAAGAUUUGUUAGAGGUGAAUGAGUCCUUUGGCCCGAGAAAGGGCAGAAUGACCCGGGGAGAGACCAUGUGUUGUAGUAGUACAAAGGUUUUGCAGAUUUUUAAAAUAGAUUUUGCAGACUUUGCAGCUAAACAUGUUUUAGGAUGUAUUUUGUAGACCUUGUAGCUAAAGAACUAUGGGGUUUUAGGGGAUGUUAUUAAGUGCUAAGCCCCAGUUUUCCUAGUCUUCAAGUGGGAAUAAUUAUAUCUUUCAGCCAAGUAGCUGUGAUGAUCAGAGACAAUGUUGUGCAUUUAUUUUGCACUAAAUACAAAUAGGUCAUUUUAGU